Closterium sp. Naga37s-1 is the source of this 1956-nucleotide messenger RNA. NCBI's taxonomy places the organism in Eukaryota, Viridiplantae, Streptophyta, Zygnematophyceae, Desmidiales, Closteriaceae. The record is from the annotation of a GenBank genome assembly.
AUGGCUCUGGCUGAUCCUACCUCUAGACCAGCCGUUGCGCGUAGCUCCACCACCCUCCCGUGCCCUGUGGUCCCCUCUGGUGUCCUGCGCGGCCUCCACAUCCCCUCAUUCACUUGGAACUUGGUGGGUGUUGGAUACCUCCAGGACAAGGGGAUCACGGUUACCUUUGUGGGGGGGGGGCGGACUGCAGUCUGUACUGACGCUACCACAGGUGCUGUUCUGGCAACGUUCACCAGGGAGCCCCGCUCCGGUCUCUACGUUCUCCACACCGAGCGCUCCCCGGUCGCGUCCUCCCCUCAGGUUGUUGCGUCCCCUCCGGCCCAGGGACUAGUCACAGGUCUCCCACGCACCUUCCCGUCGCUCCCUCUCUCGCUUGCCCCUCCUUGCUCUCCGUGCGUCGCCGGUCGCUUACGCGCCACUCCCCACUCCUCCUCCCUUCGUCCGGCCACCGCUCCCUUCGAGACUCUCCACUUGGACGUCUGGGGCCCUGCCCCGACGCAGGGGUCUGGGAGGGAGCGUUACUUUCUGGUGGUCGUCGACGACUUCUCCAGGUACACCACAGUGUUCCCUCUUGCGAAGAAGUCCGAGGUGACUGCUACGCUGAUCAGGUGGCUUCUAGCCACUGAGGGCACUCGUGGUCGUCGAGUCAGUUGUCUUCACUCCGACCGUGGGGGCGAGUUUCGCUCCGGCAUUCUCGGCGGAUUCUGCGGCGAACAGGGCAUCACCCAGUCCUGGACGCUGCCAGAGUCCCCACAGCAGAAUGGGGUUGCUGAGCGCCGCAUAGGCUUGGUCAUGGACAUCGCCCGCACGUCCAUGAUUCAUGCCCGUGCGCCCCAUUUUCUGUGGCCCCACGCGGUUCGCUACGCCGCACACCAGCUGAACCUCCAGCCGCGUGUCUCGCGGCCCGAGGCUUCACCGACCAGUCUUUGGACUGGAUCCCCUGGUGUUGAGUCGGCCUUUCGAGUCUGGGGCUGCCUUGCGCUUGUUCGCGACACCUCCGCGGACAAGCUCUCGGCACGCGCCGUCCCCUGUGUCUUCCUCGGUUUCCCAGUGGACUCUGCUGACUGGUCCUUUUACCACCCUCCCCUCCACCAGUUCCUAGACUCCCGUGACGUCCGGUUUGACGAGUCCGUGUCCUACUACACCCGGUACCCCUGUCGAGGUCUCCCGGUACCCCCUCCCCCUCUCUUCCUCGCACCCUCUCCUCCUCCUGCUCCCGCUCCUCCGGUACCCCCGCCCCCCCCUGGUCCUGCCCCGUCUGGUGUGUCCCACGCUACCCCUCUACCCUCGGUCGCGCGUCAGGUAGCGUCUCCCUCCCCGCAGUCCUCCUCACAGUCCCCUCAGCAGCCUUCGGCACUUCCGCGACAGGUUACUGUGGACUCGGUUGGUGUUGGAGCUGGAGGUGCAGCCGCUGGCAGUGCUCGGUCUGGGGGUGCUCGGUCGCGGGGUACUGGAGCUGGAGGUGCUGGCGCAGGUGACGCUAGCUCUGGGGGUGCUGGAGCUGGAGGUGCUGGCGCAGGUGGCGCUAGCUCUGGGGGUGCUGGAGCAGGAGGUGCCGGCACUGGAGGUGCUGGUUCUGGGGGUGCUGGAGUUGGGGGUGCUGGCACUGGCGGUGCUAGUUCUGGGGGUGCUGGAGUUGGAGGUCCUGGCACUGGCGGUACUGGUUCUGGGGGUGCUGAGUCUGAGGAGACUGACGCUGGAGACCCUGGUUCUGCGGAGUCCACUCCGCCUCCCCACCGCCACGACACGCGUCUCCAGGCUGCCCGUCGGCGUGAGCGUGAGGAGCAGGAGCGGUUGGAGAGGGAGCGGCAGGAGCUGCGGGUGCUGGACGUUCUGGAUCAGCAGCGGCAGCAGCAGCAGCAGCAGCAGCAGCCGCAGCCGCAGCCGCAGCAGCAGCAGCCGCAGCCGCCACCGCAGCUUCCUCUGGAGCGGCGCCCUCCCCACCCCUUUCUUUGA